AACAGUUGCGGCCGGAAGCCGUCCUGCGCUUCCGCUCUUCAUUCAGCCCGUCUCUGUUAAAAAGCCACCCUCUUCGCCUGUCCACCGAUAACAGCAUCAGAUCGACCGCCGAGCUGCGGAAGAAACGACGGCCGGCUCGCCCUCGCACGACCUUGGCGCCAAGAGCGGCAAGAUAGAUCUCGAGUUUUGAUCGACGCUUCCUCCAUCCGCUGCCUCCAUUCGAACCCUUCGGCUCAUUCUUGAAACCUUCGGAUCAUUCUUGUACCCUCGAAUUCCUCAUCUCCUGGAUUUCCAUCUCCAAUGGGAUCACCCAAGGCAUCGGCGGGUACUCUCCCUCUCAUCCUGGACAUCGACGAUUUCAAGGGAGAUUUCUCGUUUGAUGCGUUGUUUGGAAAUUUGGUGAACGAGCUUCUCCCCUCGUUCCAAGAAGACGAUGCCGAUGGCGCGGAUGGCGGAGGAGGGCAGGACGCGCUGUCGAAUGGCCCUAUGCGAGGGCUGCAGGGGACGGCGAUUCCGAUGUUCCCGGCGGUGGAGGAUCUCCUCGCGCUUUUCAAGGAUUCUUGCAAGGAGUUGGUUGAUCUCCGGCAGCAGAUCGAUGGAAGACUCCAGAAUCUGAAGAAGGAAGUUGAGGUCCAAGAUGCAAAGCACCGUAAGACGCUUGCUGAGCUUGAAAAAGGGGUAGAUGGUCUACAUCAAAGCUUUCAGAGACUGGACUCCAGAAUUUCUAGUGUGGGACAAACUGCUGCCAAAAUUGGGGACCAUCUGCAGAGUGCAGAUUCUCAGAGAAAAACUGCUAGUCAGACCAUUGAGCUUAUUAAGUACUUGAUGGAGUUCAACAGCAGUCCUGGUGACCUUAUGGAACUUUCACCUUUGUUUUCUGAUGACAGUCGUGUUGCUGAGGCUGCUUCAAUUGCUCAGAAAUUGCGAUCAUUUGCUGAGGAGGAUGUUGGAACACAUGGAAUUAAUAUGCCAUCAGCAGUGGGUGCUGCAAAUGCUAGUAGGGGUCUCGAAGUUGCAGUUGGAAAUCUUCAAGACUAUUGUAAUGAGUUGGAGAACAGAUUGUUAUCAAGAUUUGAUGCAGCAUCACAGAGGCGAGAAUUGUCUACGAUGGCAGAAUGCGCCAAGAUAUUAUCUCAGUUUAACAGGGGGACUAGUGCCAUGCAACAUUAUGUAGCUUCACGACCUAUGUUUAUCGAUGUAGAGGUUAUGAACACAGAUAUCAAUUUAGUUCUUGGUGACCAGGGUUUACAAGCUGGUCCUAGUAACAUUGCACGUGGCCUUUCUACAUUAUACAAAGAAAUAACAGACACUGUGAGAAAAGAGGCAGCAACGAUAAUGGCUGUUUUUCCAUCACCUAACGAUGUCAUGUCAAUUCUUGUGCAGCGGGUUCUAGAGCAACGAGUAAGUACAAUUCUGGACAGGUUACUAGAAAAGCCAUCCCUUGUGAAUUUACCUCCUGUCAAUCAGGGUGGCCUUCUUCUGUAUUUAAGAAUAUUUGCUGUGGCAUAUGAGAAAACAGAAGAUCUUGCUAAAGAAUUACAAUCUGUUGGCUGCGGUGACUUGGAUGCUGAAGGUCUCACGGAGUCGCUGUUUCUUCCACACAAAGACGAGUAUCCAGAAUAUGAGCAAGCAUCCCUACAACAGCUGUAUCAGUCGAAGAUGGACGAGUUGCGUGCAGAAGCUCAGCAACAAUCUGAAUCAACUGGGACAAUCUCACGUACAAAAGCAGCGAUAAGUCCAUCUGCAAGCCAACAGAUAUCAGUUACUAUAGUAACUGAGUUUGUGCGGUGGAAUGAGGAAGCAAUAUCUAGAUGUACUUUAUUCUCUUCACAGCCCACUAUCCUUGCAGGUAAUGUGAGAUCGGUGUUUGCCUGCUUAUUGGGACAAGUUAGCCAGUAUUUAACUGAAGGACUUGAGCGGGCCAGAGAGAGUUUAAAUGAGGCUGCAGCUUUAAGGGAUAGAUUUGUUAUUGGAGCAAGUGUCAGCAGAAGAGUGGCUGCAGCAGCUGCUUCUGCCGCCGAGGCUGCUGCUGCUGCUGGUGAGAGUAGUUUCAGAUCAUUCAUGAUUGCUGUGCAACGGUGUGCUAGUAGUGUGGCAAUACUCCAGCAAUAUUUUUCAAAUACUAUUUCUCGGCUCUUACCACCUGAUGCUCAUGCGGCGUCUCUUGAAGAGAUGGGCACAGCUGUCUCUAGUGUAGAGGGUGCUGCUCAGAAGGGUCUUCAACAGUGUAUUGAAACUGUCAUGGCUGAGGUUGAGCGAUUGCUGUCCGCAGAACAAAAGACUACAGACUACCGUACUCCUGAUGAUGGAAAUGCUCCAGACCAUCGGCCAACAAAUGCGUGCAUAAGAGUCGUAGCCUACUUGUCUCGUGUGCUUGAGUCUGCAUUCAGUGCUCUAGAAGGUCUCAACAAGCAGUCAUUUUUGACAGACCUGGGGAAUCGCUUGCACAAGGGGCUGAUUAACCAUUGGCAGAAGUUUACUUUUAGUGCAAGUGGUGGGCUGCGGCUGAAACGUGACAUCACAGAGUAUGGGGAGUUCGUUCGCAGCUUCAGUGCUCCUUCCAUUGAUGAAAAUUUUGAAUUGUUGGGCAUAGUGGCAAAUGUCUUCAUUGUGGCACCCGAAAGCCUUGCUUCCCUGUUUGAGGGUACUCCAAGCAUCAGGAAAGAUGCAUUGAGGUUCAUUCAACUUAGAGAUGACUUCAAGACUGCUAAAAUCUCAUCCAUGCUCAACAGCUUGAAGACGGACUCAUAGUUUCAAUAGAACAGAAGCAGUAGCACAAAGAGUCACUCAGUUUGUAGAAUCGGAGCAAAUGGAAGCUGCCACAUUUGGAAGUUCUGGCUGUCGGGAGUGUCCACUACUAUCAGGUGGUCGUUGAUUCUCACUAGUGUUCAUGAAUUAGAAAACUAUUUCCUUCCAGUAUUUUGUUGUAAUUAAUUUUGCCCACUUCGUGUUAGUUUUGCAUUACAACGAAUAGAUGUCAUUUCUUUUAACUGAUGUUUGCACUAUUGUUUGAGUGGAUAACGUGCAAUAGAUGUCAUUUCUUUUAA
Musa acuminata subsp. malaccensis (wild Malaysian banana) is the source of this 3047-nucleotide messenger RNA. RefSeq names its product exocyst complex component 5. Gene Ontology annotation, cellular component: cytoplasm; exocyst. Lineage: Eukaryota; Viridiplantae; Streptophyta; Magnoliopsida; Zingiberales; Musaceae. Gene Ontology annotation, biological process: exocytosis; Golgi to plasma membrane transport. The record is from RefSeq and is a predicted model, not a curated record.